This is a messenger RNA of Cylicocyclus nassatus, 655 nucleotides long. The record is from the annotation of a GenBank genome assembly. Lineage: Eukaryota; Metazoa; Nematoda; Chromadorea; Rhabditida; Strongylidae.
AUGUUGGGUCAAGUGUAUGUACAUAUGAUGCACUCUGCGCUAGUUGUGCUAGUCCUAGUCACAUUUAUCUACGCGCAAAAGGAGGAAAACUGGGGCCCCCCACCAGGUCCUCCACCAGAGGGUUUCCCUCCGGGUCCUCCACCCGACGGCUUUGAUGGUCCCCCUCCUCCUCCUCCACCCGGCGGCUUUGAUGGUCCUCCUCCCCCACCCGGCGGCUUUGGUCAUGGUCGUCGACCUCCUCCUCCAAGGGAUAUUCCUCCGGAAUUUGUACGCGUGUUGCCCGCCGACGUAGUGCAGAAGUUAAGAGGUGUACAUAAGAACCAAGCUCUAACGCAUGAGCAACGAAUGGAACAAAUGGAUCGAAUCCUGCAUUCGCUGCCUGACGCAAUACUUGAUAAAAUUCCCCUGCCUCCCGGUUUCGAUAAACUACCGCAAAAGACAAGAGACGAGCUGCGAAAGAUCCAUCGCGAUAGGAGCCUCACUCACCGUCAGCGUUUCCAGAAAAUGAAGCAGAUAAUCAACGCGCUUCCUCCAGAGCUUCGUCCACGACGACCACCUCCUCCUCCACCACCACCACAGUUUUCGUCAUAGAAGCUGAGAUAGUCAGCACCACAUUGAAUACGGAAUUCGCUAAUAAAUAAUGAUGUACUAAAUC